This is a messenger RNA of Diutina rugosa, 741 nucleotides long. RefSeq names its product mitochondrial 54S ribosomal protein uL4m (gene YML6). The record is from RefSeq and is a predicted model, not a curated record. The transcript has a single exon. Gene Ontology annotation, molecular function: structural constituent of ribosome. Gene Ontology annotation, cellular component: ribosome. NCBI's taxonomy places the organism in Eukaryota, Fungi, Ascomycota, Pichiomycetes, Serinales, Debaryomycetaceae. The coding region runs from base 1 to 741 and encodes 246 amino acids. Gene Ontology annotation, biological process: translation.
AUGUUGAGACAAUCGUUGCGGACGAUGGCCACCGAGGCGGCGCUGGUGUUCCACACGGCCACCCCGCCCAAGUACACGUUGGCGCUGCUCCGGAGCUUCCCGUCGCUCGAGCCCCACACCUUCAUCCCCCUCCCGGCGCUGUUCUUCACGGCGCCGUUGCGCCGGGACUUCCUCUGGCAGGCGGUGGUGUACGAAGCCGACAAGGCCCGGGUGGGGCUGGGCUACGUCCCCACUAAGGGCGACAAGCCCUUCUCCAACCGCAAGUUGUACAACCAAAAGGGUACCGGUAAGGCGCGUGUGGGUGACGCCAACUCGCCCACCCGUGACAACGGCCUCAAGGCGCACGGGAUCAAGGCGCCCCACGACUGGCUGACCCAGUUGCCGGCGAAGAUCUACUCCAAGGCGUUCCAGCACGCGCUCGCCGAACAGUACAAACAGGGCAAGUUAUACGUUAUUGGCGCCGACGGCAACGAGUUCGACUCGGCGCAGUGCGAGUUUGCCUACGACCACCCCGCCACUGCUCGCCAGUUUGUUGAGGCGCACGGGCUCGAGAAGUUGAGCCUUUUGUUUAUCACCGACGGUGUGCGCCCGAACUUGUUGAACGCUACCGAGGCGUUGGGCAAGAAGGCCGACGUUCUCGUCAAGGAGGCGGUCGAGGUCCGCGACAUCUUGCGGGCGAACCGGGUGUACAUUGAGUUGCCGGCGUUGCAAUGGUUUAUUGGUAAGCACUCCCACGAAUGA